Messenger RNA from Protobothrops mucrosquamatus (brown spotted pit viper), 969 nucleotides. RefSeq names its product SHC adaptor protein 1 (gene SHC1). Gene Ontology annotation, cellular component: plasma membrane. The coding region runs from base 1 to 969 and encodes 322 amino acids. Gene Ontology annotation, biological process: intracellular signal transduction; cell surface receptor protein tyrosine kinase signaling pathway. The record is from RefSeq and is a predicted model, not a curated record. The transcript is spliced from 6 exons. Lineage: Eukaryota; Metazoa; Chordata; Lepidosauria; Squamata; Viperidae. Gene Ontology annotation, molecular function: receptor tyrosine kinase binding.
AUGGAGUACACGCUUGGGAUUGGUUGGGACUUUUGGGGGGGUCUUGACCCCCAUCACCAUCGCGCUUGCCUCCUCUUCCUCCGCCAGCCUGCAGCCCCCCCACCCCCAGAUAUGGAUCUCCUGCCGAAAAGCAAAUACACCCACUUGCAGGAUGAAUCUCCGCCUUCGCUGGACGACGGGACCCCCGUGGCCGACGGGGUCCCCUCUCCCGAUCCUACCCCGUUGCUGACCGGCUCUCUGUCCUCCUCGUCCCUCAGCCCCAUGCUGCCUUCGGGGGACCCCGAAUCGGAGGCCAGCCCCACCACGCUCUGCUCCUUCUUCCCCAAAAUGGCUAACCUGAAACUCUCCAACCCGGCUUCCUUGCUGACCCUCCGGGCCUUUUCCCGAGAGACGGGGGUCUCCGAAGACCCUCCGGGGGGUGCCGCCUCCGCCUCGCCGGACUCAACGGGCGUUGUCGGUCUCUGUCCCCAGGAUAUGAACAAGCUGAGUUGCGGGAAGAAGAUGCGAGUGGAAGGCGGCCAGCUGGGCGGCGAGGAGUGGACGCGGCACGGGAGUUUCGUGAACAAGCCCAGCCGGGGUUGGCUGCACCGGGACGACAAGGUGAUGGGUUCCGGAGUCUCCUACCUGGUCCGGUACAUGGGUUGCGUGGAAGUGCUGCAGUCCAUGCGGGCCCUCGACUUCGGCACCAGGACCCAGCCCUGCGGCCGGGCGCUCAACUCCAUCCUGGGCAAGACCAACCUGAAGUUCGCCGCCAUGCCCAUCACCCUGACCAUCUCCACCAGCAGCCUCAACCUCAUGGCGUCCGACUGCAAGCAGAUCAUCGCCAACCACCAUAUGCAGUCCAUUUCGUUCGCUUCCGGAGGGGAUCCGGAUACGGCGGAAUACGUCGCUUACGUUGCCAAAGACCCUGUCAAUCACAGAGGUAGGUGGUCCCCUCAUCUUGACCUGGAUCUUCCAAUCCUGGCUUAA